AUGUUUCCUACUCCUACGGCUUUAAGUAUUGGUAUCCGGCGGUCAAGAUUGCAAAUUGAAGUGAUCAAAUUUUAUCGUGAAUGUUGUAAAGCUGUAAAAAGAAAACCACCGGUUUCAACAAUUUCUAAGAACUCA
Racocetra persica is the source of this 135-nucleotide messenger RNA. Lineage: Eukaryota; Fungi; Glomeromycota; Glomeromycetes; Diversisporales; Gigasporaceae. The record is from the annotation of a GenBank genome assembly.